AUGGACGCCGCGUACAAGCAACAUGCCAACCAGGCGCGCCGGAAAAACAGAUCCUCUACGAAUCUGCAGCACCUGUCCCUCGCGCCCCUCACGUCCAAGUUCCCCCUGACCGACCCCGAAGACCUGCCCGACUUCAGCGCCGCGCCGUUCCACUACAACGUCUCCUACCUGCAGGGCAAGUCCGCGCCCACGACCCCACGGCUGCUCCAAUCUCCGUCCCGGACCCGAGCCAACUCCCCCAGCCGCCGCCGCCGCUCCUCCAUGCACGAUCCGCUGGGCGCGACGAACCUGCCCAAGAGCAAGUCUACAACCCACCUUGUCGCGUCCCACGCGAAACGUCCCGGCCUGGGCGCCUCGCCACCCCUCCCCCAGUCUUACGGGCCGUCGAGCAGCAAAGAGCGGGACGAUGACUGGAUCCUGCGCACGGGAGCCCUGAUCAGCGCGCGGAUGCGGGAGUCCAAGGGCCAGGCCUGGCUCGCCGAGAGGGCGAGCUCGACCAGCUUGACCGGCAUGCGCGACGUCGAGGAGGAGGCAUACGAGCGGGAACUCGCUAGGGAGAGGGAACUCGCGAGCAGGCGGAGCAGUCGUCGGGGCAGCAUAGCAAGCGGAGACGACGAUAUCGUUUCGCCGAGCAGUCGCUUCGGCAGCCGGUCCCAGAGCCGAGCGGCGAGCGGGGCCCGCCUAGUAAGAACGCCGGUGGAGCGGCACACGCCGCACGACGGGUACUUCGGGCACGAGGUGCCGUCGGAAGACUACAUCCCAGGCCCGGAUUUCGUGGGGCUGGACGAGAAGCUCGAGGCCAUCGAGGCGGACACGAGCAAGUCGGACGAGGCGGCGGUUCGGAAGCUGGUCUACAGCAAGAACAACGGGCUGGGCUCCUGGGUCUGGUCGCUGUUCUCCGUCGAAGAGAACGACGAGGAAUCGGACGAGGACGACGGCGAGGUGUCGGACGGCGAGACCGAGGGAAGUCAUCUCCCCCGCGGCGCGAGCACGGCGAACUUUGAACGCAUUUCAGACGCUCCAGAGGAACGAAUUCCACCUCCCAAGUCAGAUGAAGGCGGUUGGCGAGACGCCGCGUGGCUCUUGACUGUGGCGUCCAAGGUGUUGCUUUGA
Daldinia caldariorum is the source of this 1113-nucleotide messenger RNA. RefSeq lists its product as uncharacterized. Bases 1 to 1113 code for a protein of 370 amino acids. Lineage: Eukaryota; Fungi; Ascomycota; Sordariomycetes; Xylariales; Hypoxylaceae. The transcript has a single exon. The record is from RefSeq and is a predicted model, not a curated record.